GUCCAAUCAGCCUGCCACGCAUGUUUUUGGAAUGUGGGAGGAAACCGGAGCACCCGGAGAAAACCCACGCAGGCCCGGGGAGAACAUGCAAACUCCACACAGGGAGGCCGGAGCUGGAAUCGAACCCGGUACCUCUGCACUGUGAAGCCGAUGUGCUAACCACUGGACUACCGGGCCGCCGGUAUGUUUUCAUGAAGGACAAUAUUUUGGAGUGCCAUUUUUCCUCAUUAAAAUAAACAUUUUUGGGUUUUUUUAAAUAAUGAAGGCUGAAGUGUAUUUUUGGCAUUCGUGUACAUUUCGUUGGGGAAAAGAACUGGAGCUGUGAGUGUUUGUGUGGUUUUAAUGGACUUUCUGAAACACUCAAAACGCCAUCUGAAUAAAAACUGGGGUCAAACGAGAGGCAAGCAUUGUAAUGUGGGCGAUGUCGGGGACGAGCUAAGUUUAGCCUGGGUUGUUUAUGCAACCACAGAGAGUCUUCACCAGGCUUGUCUGGGUUUUUUUUCUUUCUCCCUCUGAAUGACUGAUUAAAAAGCAACAUCAAAUCAUCCGCCGUCCAUUUACUUUUAAGAAUCAGUUGUGAGAUUAGUUUGAAUUCAGUAUGAUUGUUGUCAGCAGUACAGAAAAAAAUGGACGGGUGAAUAGAGAGUUUUGAGAUAUGCAUUUGUUCCGGAUACAACCUCAACUAUGCCUGCUAUUUGCUGGCUAGGCUGGAAGUGUUCAACUUGGUAUGCGAUGGCCCCUCCCUUUGAGCUCUUCCAUGUAAUCCAAACGCCUGAGCAUGAAGCUAUUUUCUACCCAGCAUGGCUGCUGUGCGCCUGUUGCAGAGGAGCUCGGUCGCCGUGGCUCGAAGCGUCCGCAGAGGGUCAAGGAGUACGUCCUCCAACCGGGGCGUUCCGGAGAAGCCUCCGACGGUGAAGGAUCUCCCGCGCGUGGGCGUUUUGGAGAUGCUCUACCGGAUGGUCUUUCAGGGCUUCUACAGCCGGGCGCAUGAGCUUCAGCUCUACGAGAAGCAGCUCUACGGGUCCAUCUACAUUGACGGCAUGAAGAACGUGUCCCUGACCAGCCCCAAACUGCUGGAACAAGUCUUGAGGAGCGACGAAAAGUUCCCUUGCAGAGGAGACAUGUCCAUUUGGAAGGAUUAUCGUGACAUGAAAGGGUUCGGCUACGGACCUUUCACAGUAGAGGGGGAGCACUGGUACAAGCUGAGGACUGUUUUGAACAAGCGCAUGAUGCUUCCCAAAGAUUCGGCCCGAUAUUGCGGAAUUCUCAACGCCGUGGUUGCCGACUUCAUGGCGAGGCUCGGCUAUGUGCGCCGCUGCAGCCCCACCGGAGAUUUGGUGAUGGAUUUGGCCAAUGAGUUCUAUCGUUUUUCCCUUGAAGCCAUCGCCACGAUAUUGUUUGAGACCAGACUGGGCGCCCUGGAAAAGAACAUUCCGGCAGGUACGCAGCAGUUUAUCGACGCCAUCGCCAAGAUGUUUUCCAACAGUCUGGCCGUGGUGAUGUUGCCCAAGUGGAGCCGGAAUCUGCUUCCGUACUGGGGACGCUACAUCGAUGGAUGGGAGGGCAUCUUCAGCUUUGCCAAACCACUGAUUGACAACAAGUUGGUGGACAUUCAACAGCGCAUAGAGCGCAACCAGAAUGUGGAGGGAGAGUACCUGACGUACUUGCUGUCAAACACCGAGAUGGACACCAAAGACGUGUAUGGAAGCAUAGCUGAGCUUCUCUUAGCCGGAGUGGACACGACCUCCAACACUCUGACGUGGACUUUGCACCUGCUGUCCCGGCACCCACAAAUCCAGGAGAAGCUCCAUAAAGAAGUGUCCGGGUUGAAAACAGCAGAUGGGACUCCGUCUGCAGGCGACUUUGCCCACUUGCCGUAUUUGAGAGCCGUCAUCAAGGAAGCCCUGAGGAUGUAUCCAGUCGUUACCUUCAACGCACGGGUCAUGAGUGAAAAGAGCAUCUGUGUUGGUGGAUAUCACUUUUCCAAAAAUACGGUUUUCACGUUUUGCCACUACGCCAUCAGUCACGACGAGGAAAUCUUCCCGGAGCCGUUCACCUUCAAGCCAGAACGAUGGCUCCGCGACGGCCGUGAGAGGCCUAACGCUUUCGGCUCCAUCCCGUUCGGCUUUGGUGUGAGAGGCUGCGUCGGGCGCAGGAUUGCAGAGCUGGAGAUGUAUCUGGUCGUAUUUCAAAUAAUCAGGAUGUUUGAGAUCAAACCAGACCCCAGCGUUGGAGAGGUGAAAUGCCUUAACCGCACCGUUCUCAUUCCAGACAGACUGAUCAAUCUCCACUUUGUGGACAGAGGAUGCAAAAAGACGGCCUAGAAAUGAACGUGUCUGAUGAAAAUACAGCAAAGUUGCAGAGGAAGGACAACCGAGCUGCAAUAAAGACAGAAAAAACGCCAGCAAUUAAUUCCAC
Molecule: messenger RNA, 2418 nt
Organism: Hippocampus zosterae (dwarf seahorse)
Lineage: Eukaryota; Metazoa; Chordata; Actinopteri; Syngnathiformes; Syngnathidae
Product: sterol 26-hydroxylase, mitochondrial
Exons: 9
Coding region: 801-2324 (507 amino acids)
Biological process (GO): C21-steroid hormone biosynthetic process; cholesterol metabolic process; cortisol metabolic process
Cellular component (GO): mitochondrial inner membrane
Molecular function (GO): oxidoreductase activity, acting on paired donors, with incorporation or reduction of molecular oxygen; iron ion binding; heme binding
Source: RefSeq, a predicted model, not a curated record